Messenger RNA from Closterium sp. NIES-65, 5781 nucleotides. The record is from the annotation of a GenBank genome assembly. NCBI's taxonomy places the organism in Eukaryota, Viridiplantae, Streptophyta, Zygnematophyceae, Desmidiales, Closteriaceae.
AUGGCUACCCCUAGUGUCCUAGCUUUUGACGCUGAGGGUCGCGCCAUUGAUUUUGAGGUCUGGUUAGACGACCUGCAGCUGUUCUUACAGUGCGACAGGGCUGACGACCUUUCUCUCUUUGACCUCACCUCUGGCGCCUCUCUUGCUCCUGCUGCUGAUGCUGAUCCCACUGUCCGCUCUAAGUGGGCCACCCGCGAUGGUGCUGCACGUCUUGCUGUGCGUCGCCACCUCCCUACCUCUGAGCGUGCGCACUUUAGUCAGUACAAGAGUGCUCAGACCUUGUACGACGCUGUAGUUGCGCGCUACUCCUCCCCUGCCACUUCUGCACUGAGCCGUCUCAUGCUUCCCUACCUCUUUCCUGACCGCUCUGCCUUUCCCACUGUCGCUGACCUCAUUACGCACCUCCGCACUAGUGACACUCGCUACCGCGCCGCCCUUCCUGCUGAGUUCUGCGCUAAGAACCCCCCCCCCAUGUACAUCGCUCUCUACUACGUAGUCGCGCGCCUCCCUGACUCCCUUCGCGUCGUCAGGGACCACUUUCUCGCAGUCUGUCCCACCACCCUCACCGUCGACCUCCUCGAGAAGGCCCUCCUCGCAGCGCAGAAGAGCAUAGUCGCUGUAGGUGCUUCUCGUGGUGACCCUCGCACCCCCAUCUUUGAGGGGUGCUCUCCUUCCCCCUUGCUGCCCUCUGUUGCCUCUGCUGCUGAUGCCGACCUGCUUGGUCUUGAGUCGGUCGGCGCGGCGUCUGCCCCUAGUGGGAGACGUCGCUCCAGCAAGGGCAAGGGGGGCAAGGGCGCGGGUGGAGCUGGAGGGGGCGGUGGCGGUGGCGGCGGUGGCGGCGGAGGGAGUGGGGGUGGCGGCGGGACUAGUGGCGGGGGUGGUGGUGGGGGUGGCAGCAGUGGCGGAGACGGUGGUGGUGGUGGCAGCGGUGGUGGUGGAGGCAGCGGCGGAGGUGGAGGCGGCGGAGGUGGAGGCGGUGGAGGCGGCAGCGGAGGAGGCGGUGGUGGUGGAGGAGGUGGAGCUGGUCGGGGUGGUACCCAGCAGCGUAGCGGCGGUGGUGGUGGCCAGCGCUCGCAGCGGCAGCAGCAGCAGCGCUCGCGGGACAUCCCUCCGCCUCAGCAGCUUCGUGAGUGGUACGCUAGGUGUCAGAGGGGUGGGGGUACUGGUCCCUGCACCUACGUUCUUCGUUCUGGCGACCGCGCGGGUGAGCAGUGUGGGGGUGCCCACGCCAUCCAGCGCUGCUUUGGCCGCCUGACGGACGCUUGGCGUCAGCAGUUCCCUGAGGCUAGUGAGAUCCCUCGCUGGGAUGAGCUUCUCAGGGCUGAUGUAGCGAUCUUUGAUCUUGAUUUUGAUGCUAUCCUUGCUGCUAUGUAUGUUGUGGAUUAUAGUGAGGAGAAUGAGGGUUACCGUUGUUUCCAGCCCGACCCGGGCAUUGGUACUGCUGCGCUAGGUGCUUGUGAGGCUGCUGCUCUAGGUGCCAGUGCGUCUGUGCUCUUAGGUACUGGUGAGACUGCGCUCUCAGGUACUACGUCGUCCUCGUCCUCCCUCACUUUCACACUUGACUCCGGAGCCUCUCGCUCCUUCUUUCGAGACCGCACUACCCUUACGCCGCUCGGCCGGCCGGUUGCGGUCUCCCUUGCUGACCCCUCUGGGGGUCCUGUCCUGUCUCACUUCUCCACUGUCCUCCCGUGUCCGGCUGCCCCUUCGGGCACCCUGUCGGGUCUGUACCUUCCCUCGUUCUCUACGAACUUGGUGAGUGGAGCGGACCUGCAGGAUGUGGGGGUUCACCAGUUCACUCCUGCGAGUCAGCGGGUGACCCACUGCACGGAGGCACGCACAGGCCGACACCUGGCCACGUUCUCGCGUCGGCCGGGGUCGAGUCUCUACACCCUGACCGUUGAGUCUCCUCCUGUCCCUGUGUCUGGUCAGGUGGCUGCGUCGGGUCGGGUGCUUGCUGCUGCGUCCCGGUCAGGUCCUGAGUCUGCCCCCUGUUCUUGUCGCCUCCUGUCUCACGAGACUCUCCUGUGGCACCACCGUCUUGGCCACCCCUCCUUGCCCCGUCUUCGGAGCAUGGCUUCCCGUGUCCUUGUCUCUGGUCUUCCCCAGUCUCUCCCUCCUCUCCCCUCCGGGCCAGGACCUUCCCGUGUCCCCUGUGUCGAGGGUCGCCUCCGGGCUACUCCUCACUCCUCCCACUUCCCCCCGACAGAGGCUCCCCUGCAGACGCUUCACAUGGAUGUGUGGGGCCCAGCCCCCGUCCGUGGGCAGGGUUACGAGCGCUACUUCCUGUUGGUGGUUGACGACUACUCGCGUUACACCACAGUCCUCCCCUUGCGCAGCAAGGGUGCGGUCACUGAGGUGCUGAUCGACUGGAUCCGCGAGGCUCGUCUCCAGCUCAGGAAGAGCUUCGGCUCGGACUUUCCUGUUCUGCGUCUGCACUCUGACAGAGGCGGAGAGUUCUCUUCUCGCCUUCUGCGGGACUACUGUCGUGCACGGGCGAUCCGCCAGACCUUCACGCUUCCGGACUCACCACAGCAAAAUGGGAUUGCUGAGCGCCGCAUUGGCAUGGUCAUGGAUGUCGCUCGUACGUCCAUGAUGCAUGCGGCUGCCCCCCAUUUUCUGUGGCCGUUUGCGGUGAGGUACGCGGCGCAUCAGCUCAACCUUCACCCCCGGGUCUCUCGGCCUGCGAUGUCCCCAGCCUUGGUGUGGACGGGGAAGGUUGGCGAUGCGUCUGUGUUCCGUGUCUGGGGAUCUCGGGCGUUUGUCCGCGACUUGUCUGCGGACAAGCUGUCCCCUCGUGCUGCUCCCUGUGUCUUCCUUGGCUUCCCCACUGACGCCCCAGGGUGGGAGUUUUACCACCCCUCCUCUCGUCGUGUUCUGUCCUCCCAGGACGUCACGUUCGACGAGUCCGUCCCCUUCUACCGUCUCUUCCCCUACCGCACUCCUUCCCUCCCCCCUCCCCCAGACUUCCUUGUGCCGGUUCCCCCCCCGGUAGACCCCCUCCCCCCUCAGGUUCCUGCCCCCUCAGGUGUGUCCCAGGUAGACGCCGUUGACCCGGUCGAGGUUACUGGUGACUCUGGUGCUGCUGCGGGUGCUGAGCCUGGGGGUGCUGGGCCUGAGGGUGCUACUGCGGAGGGUGCGGAGCCUGGGGGUGCUGAGCCGGGGGGUACUGUGCCUGGAGGUGCUGGGUCGGGGGGUGCUGGGUCGGGAGCUGCUGAGCCUGGGGGUGUUGAGCUGGGAGCUGCUGAGCCUGGGGGUGCUGCAUCUGGAGCUGCUGAGCCUGGGGUUUCUCCUGCUGCUGCGUCUCGCCGGGAGCCCCUCUCUCCACAGGAGCUGCGCGAGUGGUUCGCUCGCCGCUGGAGGCGUGCUGCUGAGUCUGGAGGUGCUGCUGGAGCUGGAGCUGGAGCUUCUCUGACCGUCGAGGGUGCGGGUGCUGCCGGUCCCGGGGCUGCUGGACCUGCGGGUCCUUCUGGAGCUGGAGCUGCUGAGGGCGUUGGUGCUGAGCCUACUGCUGUUGGUCCUGCCGCUGGAGGUGUGGGUGGCGCAGGUGCUGUCUCUGAGGGUGCUAGUGCUGUCCCUGCUAAGUCUGGAGCUGCCGCGCGGCCUCGGCCGUACUUCGUUCCGCUCCUGCAGCAGGUUCUUGGUCUUUCUCCUCCAGUAGAGGGUCCACCGCCUGUCCAGUCGCAGUCCCUGCUGGAGCCUACCUCCCCACUGCCUGCUCCCUCCCCUUACACCGGUCCUACUGGAGGUCUUGCUGAGCGUCGUGAGCCUGCGUCUCGUCCCGCGUCGCCUGUUCGUGCUGCUCGCGCUAGUGGUCGCAGUUCGCGUCAGCGUCCUCCUCCUGUCCCUGGCACGCAGCGGAUGUCUUUGCGUCCGUCCACUGCUCCUCUACGUGCUCCUUUGCCUUCUCUUCCUGAGUCCUCUCUUCCUGCGCUUGCCGACCCUGAGUCGGACUCUCUUCGUGCUGCCAGUCCUACUGUCACGCGUCUGCUUGCUACUGUCGUCACUGACCCCUCUUUUGAGUCCACUGCUGCGUCUGCUCUAGUCGCUGAGCUCGUCGACUUUGCUGCUCGCUGUCGUCUCGACUACGCUGCUAGUCUUGUUGCUGAGUCUGCGUCUGUCUGUCCUCCGUCCGUCGGGGGUGAGUGUGCUCUUGGCACGGACGUCCUAGAGGACAGGCAGGAGGAGUUACAGUGUCUAGCGGCUGCUUCACCUCAUCUCGCGUCUGUACUGCUUGCCCCUGAGGGAGACCCGGAUGCACUUGACAUCCCGACUCCGCGUUCUUACGCGGAGGCCUCCACAGGCACCUACGUUGACGCGGUUCCCCCUCCUGAGGCGAACAUCGUCAGUGGCAUGUGGAUCUUCAGGGUGAAGCGGCCGCCGGGCUCUCCACCCGUCUUCAAGGCACGGUACGUUGCUCGUGGCUUCAGUCAGCGGCAGGGAGUUGACAACUUUCAGACCUUCUCUCCCACCCCGAAGAUGACUACUCUUUGGGUGCUGCUGCACAUAGCCGCUCAGCGCGACUACGAGCUUCACUCUCUUGACUUCAGCACUGCGUUCUUGCAGGGUAGUCUGCACGAGGAGAUCUGGCUUCGCCGUCCACCUGGCUUCACUGGGACUUUCCCUCCUGGCACCCAGUGGAGCCUUCGACGACCAGUCUACGGUCUCCGCCAGGCACCGCGUGAGUGGCACGACACACUGAGGACUACGCUUGCGGCUCUUGGGUUUGCUCCUUCUACUGCUGACCCGUCGCUGUUUCUUCGCACCGACACUUCCCUGCCGCCGUUCUACAUCCUCGUGUACGUCGACGACUUGGUCUUUGCCACAGCGGACACUGCUGGACUCGCCUACGUGAAGUCCGAGCUGCUGAAGAGACACACGUGCACAGACCUGGGUGAACUGCGCAGCUACCUUGGCUUGCAGAUCACCCGAGACAGAGCACGCCGCACCAUUACCUUGACUCAGUCACACAUGGUGCAGCAGGUCCUUCAGCGCUUCGGCUUCACGUACUCCUCGCCUCAGGCCACUCCUCUGCCUACUCGCCAGUCACUCUCAGCUCUGCCUUCGGAUGAGUCCGUAGAGUCGAGUGGUCCGUAUGCAGAGCUUGUUGGCUGCCUCAUGUACCUGAUGACCUGCACACGACCUGACCUUGCAUACCCUCUGAGCAUUCUUGCACGCUAUGUUGCUCCUGGGAGACACAGACCGGAGCACAUGGCUGCAGCGAAGAGGGUGUUGCGCUACCUCUGCAGUACGUCGGGCAUGGGGCUAGUGCUUGGAGGGCGGAGUCCAGUGGUCCUUACCGGCCACGCGGACGCUUCUUGGGCUGACGACCAGGCUACGCAGCGGUCGUCACAGGGUUACACCUUCAGCCUUGGUUCCGGCUCUGUCUCGUGGCGGUCUACUCGCUCGUCUUCGGUUCUCGGCUCCAGUUGUGAGGCUGAGAUCUACGCCGGGGCCAUGGCUGCACAGGAGCUUCGCUGGCUCACCUACCUGCUGACUGACCUUGGAGAGCCGCCUCGUUCUCCUCCAGUGCUGUACGUAGACAACAAGGCCAUGCUGGCCUUGUGUCGAGAGCAGCGCUUGGAGCACAGAACGAAGCACAUUGCUCUCCGCUACUUCCUUGCUCGUGAGCUGCAGCAGCGUGGUCAGUUGCGACUUGCGUACGUGGCCUUUGAGGCCAACACUGCUGAUGUGUUCACCAAGGCACUCGCGCCUUGUGACCAUCAGCGCUUUUGCACCCAGCUGGGUCUUGUACCUGUCUUGCCUCACUUGCUCUCCUCUUGA